This is a messenger RNA of Trematosphaeria pertusa, 1311 nucleotides long. RefSeq names its product acyl-CoA thioesterase II. The coding region runs from base 220 to 1215 and encodes 331 amino acids. Gene Ontology annotation, biological process: fatty acid catabolic process; acyl-CoA metabolic process. The record is from RefSeq and is a predicted model, not a curated record. Gene Ontology annotation, cellular component: peroxisomal matrix. Lineage: Eukaryota; Fungi; Ascomycota; Dothideomycetes; Pleosporales; Trematosphaeriaceae. Gene Ontology annotation, molecular function: fatty acyl-CoA hydrolase activity. The transcript has a single exon.
AAGCACGUGAUUGGCUGGAUUCACUAAUCAUGGAAAUCCUGCCGAGGUAUCUUUCGCUUGAGAGCUUCGUCUGACCCGCGUCUCGUCUUUGAAGAAUCAUACACGGGGUGGUUCAUUUAAUACUCCUGUCGCCUUGUGUUUCUUCCGCCUGUAAGGCUUUAUUGAUAUCCUAAUCUUUUUCAGCAUUUUUUUCGCAUCCGGUUGUCGUUCUAUUGCAGCAUGGUCGCAUCAUCGCCGCCGCGCUCCUUCACAGAAACCCUUGCUUUCGAAGAGCUUGGAGAAAAUCAAUGGCAGACUAUCCAUCCUCCGCAGCGGAUGGGGAAUGCUGCCAACAUUGCAUAUGGCGGCUUCGCAGUUUCGGUAGCUGCGAAAGCAGCUUGUCUUUCCGUUCCUGACAGCUAUCAUCUCUACACGCUCAUGGGCAACUUCCUCGGCCCAGCGCUCACUGACCGUCCUCUCCGAGCGUCUACCAGGCCCAUUAGGAAGACGCGGACAUUCGCUACGUGCCAGGUCGAAGUCAGCCAACUGCAGGAUAACGGGGAGUCGCGGCCUUGCCUCGUCGCGCUCGCGGACUUUCAAGUCAAAGAGAAGGGCGUGUUAUUGGAGUAUUCCGCGCCCCCGCGCCUCCAGUACUCCCAUUGGAAAGACUGCCUAAGCGCAAAAGACCGAUUAGAGAAGAUGCUGCGCGAGGGCAAGAUAUCCCCCGAAAUGGCCGCCCGUUUCAAGCCCAGCUUCGGCAUGGCAGACACCCUCUUCGAAUCGCGGCACUGCCCCGAAGGCAUCGCCGCGCAAAACUUAAUGGGUCUCGCAAAGUCGCUUCCCACAACGCAAGACGCGCUCCCUCUGACGCAAAAAUCCACGGCAGACUGGUCGCGCUGCCGCUCCGGUCUGCCCUCCGCAACCGACAACAUCGCAGCGGUGGCGUUCUUGAUGGACGGCGCGAUUUCGUUUGCGCCGCUGAUGUUUAGCCGCAUGUUCUUGGGGGAUAGCAAGGCGUGCUCGAGCUUGGAUUUCGCGCUACGCGUGUUUAGGAACGAGGUACAGUUUGAGGAGUGGCAUCUGAGGGAGAUAGUGACGCAUGUUGGCGCUGAGGGACGGACGUAUAGCGAGAGUCGGCUGUGGGAUGAAGGGGGUGCGUGUGUGGCGUGUAUGACGCAGCAGAGUAUUUUGAGGCCGUGGGGUGAGGAGAAGGGGAACGAGAGGGGGAAGUUGUGAUGGAAGGGGAGGAGGUGGGUAUGUCUCUUGGGAAUGGCGUCGGUUGGGGUUCUGGGGAAGGGAGUGAGGGAGGAGCUUUUGUGUAGGUGGUAGAAC